This is a messenger RNA of Entrophospora sp. SA101, 453 nucleotides long. The record is from the annotation of a GenBank genome assembly. Lineage: Eukaryota; Fungi; Glomeromycota; Glomeromycetes; Entrophosporales; Entrophosporaceae.
AUGUCUAAAGCAGCAGCAGCAGCUCAAAGAAAACUUGCUCAAGUAAAAUGUUUAAUACCAGCUGGAAAAGCAACACCACAACCACCACUUAGUGCUACAUUAGGUCAGCGUGGUAUAAAAGUAAUGGAAUUUUGUAAAUUGUUUAACGAGCGUACGAAAAAGUUCGAAGUGGGAACUCUCAUUCCUACUCGUAUAAAAAUUAAUCCCGAUCGAACUUUUACUUUCGAGACAAACUUACCACCUAUUACUUGGCUAUUGAAACGUGCUGCUAAAAUUGAAAAAGGGGCUAGUAAAGCAGGUCAUGAAUGGGUUGGUAAAAUAAGUUUGAAAGAACUUUAUGAAAUAGCAUUGAUAAAACAUAAUCAAGAAAAUUUAAAACGUUCAAGUUUACAAAGUAUUUGUAAAUCAAUUAUAGCAACAGCUAAAGGAAUGGGUAUUCAAGUUGUACCAUGA